Messenger RNA from Lagopus muta (rock ptarmigan), 4508 nucleotides. RefSeq names its product ankyrin repeat domain 33B (gene ANKRD33B). The coding region runs from base 2015 to 3559 and encodes 514 amino acids. The record is from RefSeq and is a predicted model, not a curated record. Gene Ontology annotation, molecular function: protein binding. The transcript is spliced from 4 exons. NCBI's taxonomy places the organism in Eukaryota, Metazoa, Chordata, Aves, Galliformes, Phasianidae.
AACCUUUAUUCUCAUGCAAUCAUUUUAUAAGACACAAAGCAAAUAUAUUUGAUGAGUUGGUUCCUCAUAUAAGGUGGAGGUGAGCUGAAUUUUCAACAAGAAAACACUUGAUCCUAUUUUGUUAGAAUGCACUCUUUUACUUUUACUCCUGCUCAUGGUUACCACACGCAAGAGCCCUUCUGGGCAUCGAGCUCGUAUGGUAAGUUCUGCCUGACAGCAGUGCAAAUGCUCCCUGUCAGUAUCAGGAAAACUGAAGUUCUUCCAAAAUACAAGUGCUAGGAGAUAGCAUUGUGUCGGCUGGACAGACGGCCACACCAGCUGAGUGGGAAACAGAAAGUUCUCUGAAUGGAGCCCUGAAAUUUAACAGUGCUGUAAUUUACACCAAGUCCAAAGCGUGUGAUUUGGAAGCAGACAGAUAGGAGCGACAGCGGCAGGGAGCCUUUCUUUACAUGAAGACUUGACUGGAGAUGGACAGCAUCAGUCCAAGCACUGCUUUGAACACGAAGCAACGAUCCCCAGGAUGCCUGGAGGUGAGGGAGCAGUUUAAUCCCAUUCCUUCCCGGGUUAGCCUCUUUGCAGAGGCAGCCAAUCAGGGCGCAAUCUGUUGCUAAUUCUGGUUACAGAUAUCUGUCUGCUAGACACCGCACUCCCCCCCUGCAGCUCUGCAUUGGUGGCAAUGCUGAGGUCUGGUUUGUAUGGUGUACGCUUGCAAGGCUGUGAGCAUCCACUACACAGACCCUGUUACUCAUACUUCUGCGUGACUCUAAAUUAACACUUUCUUCUAAUUAAAAAAAUGUCUCACACACUGCCUCGACUCACUGCAGAAUGCUCGUUUCCUUCUCUGCAGACGUGGACCCUAGACAACUGCUGAAGCUCCUCACGUACAUCAGGUUCACUUCAAGAUGCUGUUGAAACAUUGAGUCAUGGAAUCACAGAAGGUUGGAAAAGACCACUAAGACCAUGCUGACCAAUUGUCUGCUCACCACCACCAUGCCCACUAACUCACGUCCCUCAGUGUGACAUCUACAUCUUGCAAACCUCCAGGAACAGUGACUCCACCACCUCCCUGGGCAGCCUGUUCCAACAUCUCACCACUCUUUUGGAGAAGAAAUUUUUCCUCAUAUCUAACCUGAACUGAUGCAACUUAAAGCCAUUCCCUCUCAUCCUAUCACUUGUUACCUUAAGAAAAGGCUGACCCCCACUUGGCCACAACCUUCCUUCAGGAAGUUGUAGAGAGUGAUGAGGUCUCCCCUGACCCUCCUCCAGACUAAACAAUCCCAGCCCUCUCAGCCACUCCUCGUGCCCCAGACCCCUCUCACCAGUUUUACUGCCCUUCUCUAGACACACUCCAGAGCCUCGGUGUCUUUGUUGUUGUGAUGGGCCCAAAUAGAGUACUGUGCACAGUGCUCUAGUUGCUGCCUUACAAGUGCUAAGUGAAGAAAUGGAGUAUCCCACUGGGCUGACUGGUAGGUCUUCCCUCCCUGGAUCUCUGUGCUAAUCCAUAGCAUUUGAAAAAGAGUUGCAGAACAACUAUGGCAACGCAGAAACUCAGUGUGCACGCGUCACUCCUCCUAGCCUAAUGUCUAGAUGCCUUCCAUGAGAGAUACGUGCUUGGCAGGUCUCUAUCAAGCCGCAGUUGCUCCACUCGCGGGCCCCGUGCCCGCUGCACCUCCCAGAUGCGGAGUGUCCCCGAUCCGUGCCGGCAGCCCCUCUCCGCACCGCCGCCCGCAGCCCGGCUGUGUGCCGCGCCGCCCGAGCAAAUCGCAUUGUCAGAUGCGCCCUGAUGUCAGCGCGCUAAGCCCGAGCCCCAAUCUGCUCCCGGGGAUGCUGAUCGGCUUACGGGCCAGGAGUUUGCCCGCCGCCCUGCCCGCACCCCAGACCGGCCUCUCCUCGCCGGGCCAGCGAGCGGGGUGCCGGCAGCGGCAUGUCCCGGUCCGGGGACGGCCGGGGGGCAGGCGGCGGGACGUCCUCGCUCGGCCGUCGGGACGCCUAGAGAGCGGCGGCGGCAGGCGGCAUGGUGCUGCUGUCGGGGGCCGGGGAGCAGCUGGCCGGGGAGCGGGUCUGCCCCGCGCCGGGAGCCGGCAAGGAACUGCCCGAGGCGGAGAGCGGCUCCGAACAGGAGGCGGACGGGGCUGCCGCCGAGGGGCACGGCGAUGAGGAGCAGGAGGAGGAGGAGGAGGAAGACUGCGAGGAGUAUGAAGACUUCUCCGAGCUGCCCGACACCUGCAGCAUCGCCUCGGACGACUCCUUCUACCCGCCGGGGGGGCUGGGGGACGAGACGGAGGACAGCUGGUCCCUGGAGCAGGAGGACCGCGACAGCCCCGAGGGGCUGAGCCUCUUCCGAGCGUGCUGCACCAACAACGCCGUGGUGCUGCGGGCGCUCAUCCGGCAGGGCCCCGAGGAGGAGGAGGUGCGGGAGACCGACCGCAACCGCAGGAAUGGUCUCAUCGUUGCCUGUUACCAAGGAUAUGUGGAUAUUGUCAUAGCCUUAUCACAGUGUCCUCAUCUUGAUGUGAACUGGCAGGACAAUGAAGGGAACACGGCCCUGAUCACAGCUGCACAGGCAGGGCAUAUAACCAUUACAAACUAUUUGUUGAACUAUUUCCCUGGGCUUGACAUUGAGAAGAGGAAUGUGUUUGGAUUUACAGCACUGAUGAAAUCUGCGAUGCAGGGACGAACGGAAUGCGUGAAAGCUUUGAUGAUGGCAGGGGCAAAUGUUCACACAACAGACCCAAGCCGUGGACUGACUUCAUGGGAAUGGGCUUGUUAUACAGGAAGGUCAGAAUCUGCUUUCAUCAUGCAAAGGCUGAUGGAUAAACCAUGCCCUGAACAGUUUUGUGAUCAGUAUGAACCAGAAUGGCCAAAGAUGAAGGAACUCCUUGCCAAGGCUGCAGAACCAAAAACCUGUUUGCAGAGGAUUUCUGAGUGUGUGAGGUCAGUUGUCUCGUUCCGGGCUUUCCAUGGCCCAGAAGAGGAUGGGGUCCUUGAUCACAUGGUGAAGGUGACAACAAGCUUAGGCAGUCCUUUCAUUGCUCUGUCAUGUAGGACUGUGUGUCCAGGAAGCCCACCUUCUGUGGGAAAACGCAGACUGGCUGUGCAAGAAAUCCUUAGGAAGCAGAGAGCCGAGGAGAUCCGAUCUCAGGACAAAGACCACGUUAGCAGCUAUGAGAAAUUAUUUCAGAACUCCAAAGUCACAGUAAUCCCCAAAAAGAAGGACCGUCGAGCAAGUCUGCAGCCCGUCAGCCUUGCAGUGUCUCAAGUGAGCACCAUAGCCACCAGGAAAACAAGCCUCUUGCCACUCCACCUGCUAAGAAGAAGUAGCGUGAGGCCAGGAUUUGUCAUCCCCAAAGUCCGUGUCAGCAAAGCUCCUCCUCCCACCUUUCAACCGGAAAAGGCAAGGAGGAGGAGCAGCGCUAAAGAUGACCCCUACUUGCAGAUUCCUAAGUGGAGAUACAAGGAGUUAAAAGAGGAGCGGAAGAAGGCAGAGGAACAGGAGAAGAAAAGAGUAGCAGAGGCUCAAAGACAGAGGCAGGUGUCUCCUGCCAGAAGCAGAACCUGAUUUACUGGCAGUUACUUGGAAGAUUUUAGAGCCAUUAGUCUUGUUAUCUGAGCAAGAUAACCAACUGCGUGCUGUCAUGCAUGCCUGCUGUUGAUGGAGCUGGAAUACUGUACAGCGGCCUUUGUGGUGCAGAAACAUGGCAAGGGCUAUAGCACAAUGUGUCUGAUUAUGGAAGGUGAAGUUAUUUUUGGAUGGAAGAUAAAAAAAAAAAGUUCACCUGUAUGCCGUUGAUAUGAAGUUCAAGUGUUAUUUUUUUUCUUAUUUCCAGUUCCAGGUGAAUGACUGCACAACUCCUUGAAAAACAAUGUGUGUGAAAGGAUCAUAUUUUGUGUUUGUUCAUUUUUUAAUGGGCACGAUUAAGGAGUUGUACUUUUGACACUAGAUAUGAUUUCCUCUUCUUGUAUAGGUAGGCAUAGUACAAGGUUUUAUAGAAAUAAUGAAAAGUGUAAAAUACAUCACAGCCUCAAUGGGCAGUGAAAAUCUAAGUCUACUCUUUUUUUUAAUGUAUGAAGCACUUUAUGGCAUAUUAAUUCUAAUAAUCAAAGAUUAGUGCAAGGUAGAUAUUGAACUGUACAGCUCUAUAUGGUCUGUGUGGAUACAUUCCUUAAUAUUUUUGUUCUGUAUUGAAUAUAAAGAGGGCUGCAUAUGAAAUAUUUCUGUAGCUGAGAUACUCACAUCAUCUACAGAUAUAAAUCAGGGAUAAUGACUGGUUUCUUUGGAGCAACAGAGAAGUUAAACUAAUUUUUGUAUGACACAGUCACCUCUAACAUUUGCCUCCCCCAUUAUGUUUCCCUGUAUUCUCUAUCUGUUGUCUCUUCUUUAGUCUCAGGGAUUUUUUUUGUCUUGGAAUUUAACUGUGAAAUAAUGGAGAUGGUGAAUCUCAGGUGGGUUUAGAUUUGUCUUUUUCCCUUGAUAUUUAAAUUCCUGCUAAUAAAUAAAUAAAUAACCA